AAACUUCGCAUCAUCUUUGUAUGAAGUACGGUAUCCGGAACCAAUGCCAUUCUGGCGUUUUGGAGGGUGGCCUUAUGAUGUAGCACCGGAGGCAAACGUCCGGAUCGUGGAAGGGCAUCACAAGAAGUAAUCAUGUAUAGAUUUUUAUUGCGAACAGUAUGCACGGCUCGAACUUCUUCAGCCAGUGUAUUCGAGUCGUGUGUGUUGCCAUCUAAAUGUGACAACUCUGGAGCUCCUCUGUUAAGGGUUGCCAAUGGAGGUGGAGUCAAAGCCCUCAGCACAACCUCAGUCAGACUCUGUGAAAAGACAAAUGAUGGCGCCAAUUCUAAUCAAGUUGACAAAACAAAACCUUUAGAUGUCGAUGGCGAGCCAGCAGAAGCUCCAACUGUUGUUACAUCGAAAGCUGAGGAGGACAGCGACAUUAUGAAGGUGGAGGUUAAAAUCGAGCCUGUCAUGGCAACGCCCAAACAAGUGACGACUGAACCAGCGAAGAGUGGAAAAGAGAGUCUCCUCGACCUUCUCGGGGCCAUGAAGGUAGACGUAACUAAUAAGAGGAAGCUGAAAAACAAGGUAGUUCAGUCAAGUUAUGAGUCUACACCCAAGUCAAAGCCAGCAGCUAUGGAGAGCACCAUCAGUAUGUUUCAGAAGGCCACAGAGGAGGCUUCAUUGCAGAGAGAGGCACUGGAUCCUGAACUGGUUGCAGCUGCGUCUGCGGCUGCCUCCACUCUGCCUGACCGCAGCCAAGCAGAGUCCGAGCUGCUGCGGCAGCUGAGGGAGCACGAGACCAUCACUGAGGCUCAGAAGAAAGGGGACAUGAACCACCUCGGAGGGAUCAUCGCUAACAUGAAAGUAGGAAAGAAUCCCAACCGACAGAAAACCCGGCCAUCAAAUCAGAUCCGAUUUGAUGACGACGGGCAAGGAUACACGCAUGACCGAGGAGUCACCGCUGAGCUGGACGGGAUUCGGAGGAGGAUAAACUUGUUCUCGGGGAGAAGACUUAACAUCUUCUCUCCCGCUACUGAUGAAGAUGGAGCCGAAUCAACAGUUGCACGGCCAACUCUAUGGGACAUGGACUUUGCUAAUCAGUUGUCACUGUUGACAAACCAAUCCCCCCGCAACGGACUUGAGGAAAUGAUACAGUGGACCAAAGAAGGGAAAAUGUGGCAAUAUCCAAUCAACAAUGAAGUUGGCCUUGAGGAGGAAGCCAGUGUGCCGUUCCAUGAGCAUAUCUUCUUAGGGAAGCACCUGGAGGAGGGUUUCCCCCGGCAGGGACCAGUGCGUCACUUCAUGGAGCUUGUGGUGGCCGGCCUUUCCGGGAACCCUUUCCUCACAGUCCAACAGAAGAAGGAACACAUUUUCUGGUUCCGAGACUACUUCCAACAGAAAGAGGAAGUCCUCAAGGAGGCGGACGUUUACCUCAAAUGAGUUUAGGACAAUCCGCAUACGUUUUCAACAUUUGUUGAGGGUGGACACAUUAAACUUAGUCCUGUUUACUCAGUGGGGCUUUGCAUUUGUGAUCUUUUUCACUCAUACGGGUUGGAUUUCUUGACUCUUCCUGGAGGCCUAUGAGGGAUGACUGGCACCAAGUCUGUACUGCUGGCAAACAUUGGACACUAUGUUCUGUCUCUAUUGUUCAGACUACAGAGCAAUUGUUGCAAUGUUGCUCUAAAGGGGCUUGUACAAAGUACUAUACUAACAACAUAAACAACAAAAGUACAGGACUGGCUUGAUUUUUGUUGCUUAUUUCAUUUGUUCAGACAAUAUUUGCAUAAUCCAAUGUCAGCGCGGACAGUGACACUUUUACAAGAACAAAGAGGAUUUUCUGUCCGGAUUAUUAAAUAUGUCCCAGAAAUAA
This is a messenger RNA of Gasterosteus aculeatus aculeatus (three-spined stickleback), 1855 nucleotides long. It is a transcript of the gene mrps31, whose product is annotated as mitochondrial ribosomal protein S31. The record is from RefSeq and is a predicted model, not a curated record. Lineage: Eukaryota; Metazoa; Chordata; Actinopteri; Perciformes; Gasterosteidae. Gene Ontology annotation, cellular component: mitochondrial small ribosomal subunit. Gene Ontology annotation, molecular function: structural constituent of ribosome.